CCUAUAUCUCUUGACUAUUUUAUUUUUCUGACAGAAGCUCAUGGUAUAUCUUACUCAGGCCUGUGAGCAGUGCUCCUUUGGCGACAUUGGUGCAGAGAGGAGAACCCCACCACCAGCAUGAGGUUCCCUUCACUGGUGGCUCCAAUAUUGCACUUUCCUCUGCCAACUGGUCUCCACACUUUGCCUAGCACCUUAAAGACGUCAACUCUUUCUCCUAAGGAAUUUCUUGGCAAUUGUCGAUUGCUAAGCACAUGACUUCAUGAGUGUUCCCCUAAUACACACGCAUGUUGUAAACUACCAUGCAGACUAUUGAUGUGAUUUAAAGCACCUGUACAUAAUGAGACAAGAGAACUUUUGACUGCAUAUUCAAACUGGUGUGAAAUCUCAGGAAGUGGUAAUGGCUAACAUUGGUGAAUGAGGACAAUGUGAGUUAGGAUGAGACAUUUUUUGGGCAAGAUUUGAAAGGAAACAUGCAUUUAGAUGCAUAGGAAUUACUAAGGUUUUUUCUAAUCAAGCCUUGAGGAAAAUUUGGCUUUGAAAGCAGGAGAUGCUCAGUGGCUCUGCCCCAGGAAAGUCUCCUGGAAAGGGCACCUCUGCUUAUGCUCAGUACAGGGAGAACAUUAGCAGGGGGGCAAAGUCUGCUCCCCAUGACAUCUGCUGUCCCUUCUUGGACAUUCUAUUGUCUCCUAGAGAGUUCUGGCAUCCUCUGUGAUGUCACCAGUGUUGUAGUGACAACCAGUGCCCUAGUUUCUCUCAGUCUGAGUCUGGCAGUUACAAGCUAAGACAUGUUUUCCCGUCUUCGCAAGCGUUUUGGGAGGGGGAACGUCGAUUGUGGAGAGACUAGAGUGAAGGAGUCUAGCCUUUCCUCUCAAAGUAAUGAUGGACAAAGACAGCACUUCUGGGGAAUGUUCAACACUGGGAGAGAAACAUUAUCCCCUGGAACUGCCCUAAGCGAGAAGCAGGCCAAGAAGGAAAAGGAGAGGCUGAUUAAAGAGCUGCAGCUCAUUACCGAGGAGAGAAAUGACCUGAGAGAUCGCCUGAGGUUUCUGACAGAGAGAUCCAAGAACAACAGGCCACACUUCAGGCCAAAUCCAUAUUAUGAAGACCUGGAGAGAAUGGAGGAGGUGGUCAUGUCAAUUCUGCACAACUUAGAGAUGGAGAACACUGAGAUCCAUGAGAACAGCCAUAAGCUGAAGAAGGAGAUUACCUUCUCUAGAAACCUGCUCAGCCAGCUCCUGAUGGAGAACACAUGUAGGAAGAAGUUGGUCCCACUGAAGCAGGAGAGCAAGGAGGGACAUCUUCAGUGUGCACUGAACCAGAAAUAUUUGGUUGCCUUCAACAAGAAAGAUAAAGACCAGCAACGUCCAGAUCCAGCAUCAUCAGGUCUCAGAAAGUGCAAGAGAGCUGGAAUUGGACACACCCCAGUAAGAGAGCUUCCUGAAGAAUGAGUUGCUUUCUCAGGAGUCCCUGAUGACAAACAUCCUGAAUGAAAACAGCACUUGAGAGACAACUUGGGGGACUGCCUUUUAUUAUGUGUGCUAGAGGAGAAACAGCAAUACAUCUAUGCUUCUAAAUGUUCGUUAAGAAUAUGCUCUUUAGAAAUAUUUUUGUUUUGAUUUUCAUUGAAGUUUUCUUUUUGUUGUUUCAUAUUUAUAUGUUCUUGUUACUAUUUUUCACUUUGAAAUAUUUUUAAAUAUUUUUAUUCAUUUUAAUCCUGUUUUGUUGUCAAAAUGUAUUUGUUAUCAAUAAAAAUUGAAUUCUA
Molecule: messenger RNA, 1762 nt
Organism: Rattus norvegicus (Norway rat)
Lineage: Eukaryota; Metazoa; Chordata; Mammalia; Rodentia; Muridae
Source: RefSeq, a predicted model, not a curated record